Sphaeroforma arctica JP610 is the source of this 705-nucleotide messenger RNA. RefSeq lists its product as hypothetical. The coding region runs from base 1 to 705 and encodes 234 amino acids. NCBI's taxonomy places the organism in Eukaryota, Ichthyosporea, Ichthyophonida. The transcript is spliced from 2 exons. The record is from RefSeq and is a predicted model, not a curated record.
AUGCCCACGUCCGAGAACACAGGCGACUUUUACGUAUGCCACUUCGUUGAUGUGGCGUCACAGUAUAUCUUGCUCUAUCCUUCAAAGGACAAAAGUACGCAGACCGUGGCAGAAGCUACCUGUCCUGAUACUUGGCUGGAUGAGAUGGCAACCAAGAUAUUUGUUCUUUGGGGAGAUCUAAGAAGAGAGUACGGUAGUUUCUGGUCAGAACAGGGUAGGAGCGGGCACAAUGCGCCCAGCCGUUUGUGCUUUGCUAAAAACAAGUAUCAGAUGCUAUUUUUCCUGUAUGUAGAAGAGGCAGAGAAUCUAACAAUGUUUGAACAUAUGACAUAUCCUUUGAUACCAUUCGGCCUAUCGACUGCCUGUACAACAAACCCAAGUACAACCGAGGCUGAUAUUGAAGGUACGAAGACCAGCACUAUAAGGAAACCAAGUAAGUCAGCACAAAAGCCUGAGUCUUUAGAAUUAUAUCUGAACAAGGUAAAGGCGUAUAUAGAUAGAACUCAGAAUACACCAGCUAUAACCCCACAUUCCAGUGCAAAUCGCAUGAAUACCGCGGACGAAACUCGGUUUUCAAUCGAUAUCAUACAUGGAAUAAAUAGAUUGAAGGAUGAACUAGAAACGCCACGUAAUGAGACGCGUAGUGAUAUGAUAAAUAAGAUUAUAGCCAAAUUAGAGAAGGAUUUAGAAGAUCGUGGCGAAUGA